AAGAAUUAUAUCUUUCGAACAUGAAACGACAAAUUGAAAAAUUAACAGAUUGAUGGUAAUUUCAUAAUAUCACUAUUCCCACAGUAAUUGUAUAUACCCACUGUCAGCAGAACUAAGUGGGUUCGUCGGUUAAUCGCUAAUAGCGAAUCAUAGCAAUGUUACUUAGAAUUAUUAGAUUUUUUAUGACUUCCUCAUUACAUAAAAUUCGUGAUACGUUAGGCGUGUAACAUCGAAUCGCUGUUAUUCAAUCGAACAUGCCUAUAUUUUGCUUUGCAACUUGUACCUCCAGGACCAUAACUCUCUCUUGGAAAGUAAACGUUGCAAUUUCGUAUGUAACUCGGUAUUGCAAUCUUCGGAUUCUGUGUUCCAGUUGAUCAUUUCCUAUGUUAUUACGUUCGAUUAUCUUUUGUAUCCGAACGAGUUAUGAAAUCACGUUUGUCUUCGGCGUGUCGAGUUACGCAUAAAUGUGCGGUAAGUGGAGAAGUACAAGGCGAUUGUUACGAGUGAUUUUACUCCAGUUGAAACGUGUUAAUGUAGUCACGUGGAGUAUCUUAAGAGAACCUAGGCACGAGCCUAACAAAGAGAAUCCACCUAGAAAUUCUACAACCACCAAAUUACUGAAAUUACAAAUAGUUUCCCAAUUUAACAAAGUAUUCAGGAAAUAUAUUUCACAAAUUAUACGCAAACAUAUAAUCCCCACGCAACUGACCGACGAUGAAUAAUAUUUUCUCCAAAAUUCAGUAAAUAAAAACUUUUAUCUGCAAGUUUAUUAGCCGGAACGUCGAGAAACCUGUCGAAAUGAAUUUUGAAAUGCUUGCAUUAUUUCACAGGCAAUUCUGCGAAAUACGUUCCAUAACUAAAACGUAUCGCGUUAAUCGUAUUUGUUCCUCGUGUCACGUAGAAUCCAAGUUAAUUGGAUCUUUCAGAAUCGUUGUAAGAUUAUCUGACAUUCUUCGCGCAGAAAGCUAUUAUGUCAGAAACGAGCGUUGUUUUACGUAAUCCAAUGUGUGACGUUCUGCGUGUGUUGGAUUCGCAUCCGCGGAAACAUGUGCAUACGUAAUAACAGUUCACACGUGAUACCUGUUGCACCUCCGACCAGAUUAUAGAAUCAAGAUACAUUGUAGCUGAUUGCAUAAUUACACGUUUUUCUUGUACUCGUCUGUGACGUAUCGAUGGGUGACGUACUUGUUUCCUGCCGAUGUGUGACGCGAUUGCAAUCUAUUAACUUCUGUCACAUGGCUCGAAUUCCGAAAUUUUUUGCUGUUUAUUCCUUUUGCUCUUCUCGAACAUAUUUCUCUAACCAUAAAUCGAUGACUAGCUGAUGUUUGUGACAUUGUGAAGGUUUAACACGUGUAUUAUUGUGAAAUGUACCUUCUUCCUAGAUUCUUAGACUUGUUUGAUUAUAGACCUAACUGCUCCUAGACCGCCCCUCUCUGUCCUUCAGCUCUCAUCGCUCGAAAAUGAUUAUGACAACUUUUUCAAAUCGAUCAUUAAAAUCAAUUCUCACCGCUCUUGAAUAAUUACGAUAGAUUCAGUCGAAUCGAAUCGUGCAAUAUCGAUUACUUCACCUUGAAGGAUAGAACACAAAAAACAGUGAAAUUUAAAAAAGAAGCAUCGAGGAUAAACUUGAAGCUUUCUUCAACGAAACGUUACACGAUAAAAGUAGUUCCUCUGCAGCACGUAAUCGCGCGAUUAUCCAAAGUCGCCGAAGCGUAAGCGAGCUGUCUUUGCAGGGAAAAUUGAAUUUCUUCGUUCCGAUGGAUUCAGCCGGUGCAAAAACCGACAUAACACAGAGAGAUCGGUCAGCGUGUGAGUUCGAUCGUUUCUCAUAAUCGGAAUGCAGAAUCGCAUAACUUUUAUACUCCUGUUGCGUAACAGGCGGUAAGAGUUGAUCAGGAAGAACAAUUAGAAAGUGUACGAUGGCGUUCUGGCGCAUAAGCGGACUUACACGAUCAUUCGAGGCUAUGUUGCAUAAAUAUCCACCACUUUCUCGCUCUCCAUACUUACGUGCCCGUGGCUUUAUACCUGACCACCUCUCCGUUCGGUCCUGUGCCCGAUGAAGAAGGUCCCUCUCUUCCAACUUUUUCUCUCUUUCUCCUACUCUUUCACCUGGGCACGAUUCAAUUUUACGCACAUCGCGGAGAACGUCGGGACAGUGAUCGCCAGAACACAGUGCACGCUUCUUCAAUCGUUUUCUUAUUUUUACUACGCGAGAUUUCGGACAGUGCUCAGUUGUGCUCGACUUUGUCGGAUAUAUCCGCUGCUUUGCGAAUUUGUGUUUGGUUAGACGGUUCGUGUGUUAUCGGUCUAAUCGGUCUCGGUCAGUUCACGAUUCUGGUGAAUUCGCGUUCAAUCUAAUCAAUGCACGUUGACUUCUUACGGAUCUCAUCGGAUAUCAUCGAUUUUUUCUCAGUCGGCUCGUGUCGAUUUCUUCUCAAUCUGAGGCAAUUAAUGUCGAUUUUGUACCGAACUAGUUCAUGUCGAUUUCUUACGGAUUUCGUACCGAAUUAAUUCAUGUCGAUUUCUUACCGAUCUGAACCAGUUAAUGUCAACUUCGUACCGAACUCAAUUCGUGUCGAUUUCUUACCAAUUUCGUACUGAACCAGUUCAUGUCGAUUUCUUACCGAUCAGAACCAUUUAAUGUCAACUUCGUACCGAACCCAACUCAUGUCGAUUUCUUACCGAUUUCAUACCGAAACAGUUCAUGUUGAUUCCUUACCGAUCAGAACCACUUAACGUCACUUUCAUACCUAUCUCAGCUUAUGUCGAUUUCUUACCGAUCUCAACCAGAUAAUGACGAUUUCUUACCGAUCUCCUCAUUCUUGCGAAUCUACAUUACCAAUAUAGUCAAUUUACACCAAUUUCUUAACGAUCUCACCGCUCCACAUUAAUUUGUUACCGAUCUUGUCAAAUUUUUCGUUGAUUCCUUACCGAUCGUGUCUGUUAUCUAUGAUCGAUAACCAAAUCUGUCAAAUUAGUGCCGAUUUUUUACCGAUCUCCUCAAAAUCGUGCCGAUUUCUUACCAAUCUCGUUGCUUUCUUAUCAGCUUCGUCAAUUAAUAUUAAUUCCUUACUUCUCUCGAUAAAUUCUUACCGAUCUCAUCGCUUAACAUCAGUUUCGUGAACCAGAACCAUUUCCCCGACUGUGAACCCAUCACUUUCUUGCAGAUCUCAUUUUUAUCGAUCACGUUUCUGCCCUACGUUUUCCACCGUUCUUGACCGACUAUUACAGUUCUCUCGUCAACGUGCAACACGUACCGUACUUAUAUACGCGAAGAGGAAAUCCUUUCCCUCUCGUGCACGAAGAUCGACAAAGUGUGCCGAUGUUUCCAACGGCGUGUCGCGCUAAAUAACCACGCGAGUGCGUUCACUGUUACAAAUAUGUUCGCGAAAAAUCGUGCUACUGACUUUGACCUUGUUAUUGUUCUUUGUCGUCGGUGUGUCAUAAAUUGUACAUAAUUUCUGCAUAUCUUAGAAGUGGAGUUGACGAAUCUCGCGACGAAAAUAUCGUCGCCUACGCAUUAAAAGGCAAAAAACAAACGUAGGAGGAAAGGACAAGAAAAUGGAGUACGAGAACGACGAAGAUCGUUUCACGCGGGUGUUUUUGGAUCACAGAGGAAAAGAUGAGGUAGGACAAUUAGUGGGCGCCAAAACCCAUGGCGCAACACCUUUAGUCAUGGCUUGUCGAAAUGGACACUACGACGUGGCUGAAUACCUCAUCAAAGAAUGUGGAGCGGAUAUCGAGCAGCCUGGGUCAGUCGUGUUCGGUGGCGAAACGAUAGAAGGUGCACCUCCUCUAUGGUGUGCUGCAGCUGCUGGCCAUUUGGCUCUGGUCAGAUUACUGGUGAAAAGAGGUGCCAAGGUGAACUCGACGACUAAAACGAAUUCCACACCACUGCGCGCGGCCUGCUUCGACGGUUAUUUUGAAAUCGUCAGAUUUUUAGUAAACCAUGGUGCAGACAUCGAGUUGGCUAACCGUCAGGGUCACACCAAUCUGAUGAUCGCCUGUUACAAAGGUCACAUAAAAAUCGUCAAGUUCCUACUCGCGUUGAAAGCAGACGUGAACCGAAAAUCAGUCAGGGGUUACACGGCACUUCACGACUGCGCGGAAAGUGGAUCCCUGGAAAUCGUCAAGGUGCUAAUCGAGCACGGUGCCCGGAUGGAUGUGGACUCCUACGGGAUGACACCGCUCCUUGUGGCAGCAGUAACAGGACAUAAACACAUCGUGGAAUACUUCAUCAGUAUGGAGCGUUUAGUCAGUCGGAAGGAACGGAUAGACGCUUUGGAGUUGUUGGGCGCGACGUACGUGGAUAAAGAGAGGGACAUGAUAGGGGCCCUUGAAUUCUGGAAACGUGCAAUGGACGAGAGAUAUCGAAGCGACAGUCCAGUGAUAGCGAAACCAUCGCCACCCCCUGUUGUAGCUGCUUACGACUUCGCGAAAGAGAUCUCUGACCCGGAUGCAUUGGACGACUUAUCAACCGAUCCGGAUGAAAUGCGAAUGCAGGCAUUGGUGAUCAGAGAAAGAAUACUAGGACCUGCUCAUCCCGAUACCAGUUACUACAUCCGUUACAGAGGAGCACUGUACGCGGAUGGUGGAAAGUUUGAUCGUUGUAUCAAACUCUGGAAUUAUGCCUUGGAUAUGCAGCAGAGCAUGCUGGAGCCACUCGAUCCGAUGACUCAGAGUUCACUGUUCAGUUUUACGGAGUUGUUCAGCUUUAUGAUAGGAACGCAAACAAGUACAGGCCGGAAGGUACCACCGGAUCAAAAGAAAGAACUUCUGAAAGUGUUCAAGAAAGCCGUCUUAGAAGUAAAAUUAGGAAAACAAAUGUUGGACAAAAUUCCAGCCUGGAGACGAGACCUAACUUAUUUGAACAGAGUGUUCGUGAUUACUUUGCACUUGGCGUGUUUACUGACACGUGAAAUUCCAGAAAAAGGCACGGAAGAAUAUAACACGCUGCACAACGCGAUUUAUGAGCUAGUUCGGAUAAAUGCCAAAGGCAAACAUGGUCGCGACGUGUUGCAAUUAAUUUACAGCGAAAAGGGCGCUGUAGUUGGAAGCUAUUCAAAUUCUAAGUUUCCCUCGUCGAAUUUAGCGAAGACUCUUAUUAAAGUUGGCGCUGAUGUCACGGCAAGAGACAAUGACGGAAAUACAGCGUUGCAUCUUGCCGCUAUUUCGCACUCCACGCGGCCAGAUCUUGCCAUUACUCUUCUCGAAGCUGGUGCUCACAUCGACACCGUUAACAAUGAGGGUAAAACCUACGAGAUGUUAUUGCGCGAUAAACGACUGUACGACUCGGUACAUCCUGUAAAGUACACCACACUCAUGUGUUUGGCGGCCAGAGUAGUCAAAAAAGCAUACACCUUGGAACAUGUACCGAAACAUCUUAAAGCUUUUGUUCAAAUGCAUUAGUGGUGUACCGAUUGCUAAAGAUAAAGCUCUAUCGUGUAAGAUACCGCAAGACAUAUUUAUUUAUUAAUCGGACGAGAAGUCGACGUUUUGUUUUUUUCGUACGACUAUACUAGUACCAGAAUGUGUUUCUAUGGCAGAAUACGAGAAUCUACUUUUUGAGAAUUGCCAUUGUACAAGUGAUACAUAACGUAAAAAUAGAAUAUUCUCGCGAAGAUAUCUAAAUAGAUCUGGGUUGUAACAUUUUUAAAUCGUACACACAGUACGAAACUAUUUUAACGAUUCAGAAAGGCUGGAGAAAAUUGAGAUUUAAUUGAGAAGUAUGGUAAAGUCUCGCUAUAUGGCCCUAGGUUGAGUUUUAUAAGCCGAGUAUUCAACACGGGAUUUGCGAUCGUAUUCGAUCAGAAAGACAUUAGGGGACGAUAUAGUGAAACUGCACUACAGUCCAAUAAAUUUCAAAGUUGAUAUAGCAGUGUAUUUCGUUAUUGUGAUUUUAUAAAAAAAAGAAAAAAAGAACAAAUAUUUGAUACUAACGUCAAACGACGAGGCAUGCGAAAAAGGAAAAGAAUACUUAUUACUUGCAAUGUUUACGAUGGCUUACAGAUACUGUCAAUGUGAUUUUAUUACUGUAUACUUGGCUGACAGUCUAUCCCCUUAUACAUAAUCCCCAUAUAAGCCAUGAUACACUUUAAUAAUAUUUAGUCAUAACAGGGAUGUAUGCUAAAUUGAAAGAUUGUAUAAUCAUAGAAGAAAUGAUUUUAUCUUUGAUGCUGUAUUAAAAAAAAAAUAAAAAAAGAAAGAUAAGAUCAUGUAAUACACUUCUGUCGAUAAUAGCAUAAAACUAUUUCAAUAAAAUACAAAACACACCUUUUUGUGAUAAAAACGAAGAAUAAUGGAAGUUAUUAUAAGAAAUUUUCUUUCUUUGUUUUUGCAAAUGUUACGAACCUCUUCAUUUUAAGAAUGUGUGUUUCGUUUUUAAUAGAUAUCGUUGGAUUAUCAUUGUAGUUAUAUUUACUUAAAAGAAUUUCAUAAUUGAUCAAAUUAGAAGUUACAUAUAUGAUUAAAGCCGCCGUUAGAGUUGCGGGACCUGGGUCAAAAAAUUGACGUCGCAAUUGAACACUGCUUGUCACUGAUGUGUACUAAUGAUUGUAAUUGACUCUCGUUAUAUUGCUACGGACGGAGCUAUAGUAAUUGGCAACAUAACAGGCCCUCUUUCGAAGUUUGUACAUUUGAGAUGUUACCCAGGGCCCGGUUUGCCAGCACUAACGGCGGCACUACAUGUAGUGUACGAGUUUUCUUGAAAACGGUUCAUUUACAUCGAUUUUCAAGCUUACCUUUAUUUAAAAAUGUGAUAAACAUACAUAUAGUUUGUAAGUAUUAUACAAGAUUAUAUAUAUUAUAUAUAUAUACUUAAGAAGAAUCACAUGCGAGGUGUUCAAGUAAGGUGCUUUUUUUGAAAAUAAACAAAUAAUUACACUUAACACUAUAUUGCACGGCUGCUGUCACGAUAGCAAUCUAGAACGUAAUUUCAGAAUUCUAUCGAACUUGUAAAGUUUAUACUUUUCAACACCGUUUCAUUCCAGUAAUUGUAUUCACACACUAUUACCGAUUUACACAGACACUUGUGAUUCUCAGCAAAAAAAGUAUCUUACAUUUAAGGAUCACCCAAUUUAACUGUUUUGUAAUGUAAAGACUGUGGAAAUACAGGUGUGAUUAAUAAUACAACCUACUAUUUAUUUCAACCUCAUAGGACUUACCACUCGAUAACCUUGUAAUCUGGUUAGAUAGCUCUCCUGGAAGAAUAACAUACUUAUAAAAAAAUCUGAAAUAGAAACGUUAAAACUUACCUUCGUUUCCCUGCAAAACAUUAGCCGCAAUUGAAAAGUUAUUAACAUGUCAAAAUAUAUAUUUAAAUCUGGUCCUGCGUAACCGAAUAUUUUAUUUUGGGGCAAUUUCCAACAGUGAAUAGUUUAGACAAAAUCAAGAAGGAAAUGCAGUCAUCAUCCCCUACUUUACAUAAAUGCCUUCACUCAAGUUUUUUUUUCGUGAAACAACAAAACACAACUGAUCAGUCACUUACAAUGGAAAUUUAAUACAACAGACCAUCCGACACAUGAUCUCAUGCGUUACAAAAUAAGAACCCUAUCAGUAACCCAUGCCAAGUGGCAUUGUAAGAAAAAAAAAAGAUAUAACAUCCUUCAAA
Megachile rotundata (alfalfa leafcutting bee) is the source of this 7609-nucleotide messenger RNA. RefSeq names its product protein fem-1 homolog CG6966. Gene Ontology annotation, molecular function: protein binding. The record is from RefSeq and is a predicted model, not a curated record. Lineage: Eukaryota; Metazoa; Arthropoda; Insecta; Hymenoptera; Megachilidae.